This is a messenger RNA of Cyclocybe aegerita, 1077 nucleotides long. NCBI's taxonomy places the organism in Eukaryota, Fungi, Basidiomycota, Agaricomycetes, Agaricales, Hemipholiotaceae. The record is from the annotation of a GenBank genome assembly.
AUGUUGCGCACAGUGGGCAGGCAUGCGUUCAGGCCGCACCCCUCCCUAGUGCGCCUCUACACAAUCCCUUCCACCGACCACAACCGCAUCCCCCUGCCCUCUGCAGCAACACCCACACCUCCUGCCCCGAAGAAGCCCAAGGUCAACCUCCAUCCUGCGCCCAUAAAACCAAAGCCUGCCCCGCAACCUUCCCUCCUGAAGGCCCAUCGCCCACUUGUCGUCCCGCUACCGCCUGCCCCCAAGCUUGAAACAGCGAAGCAGGCUGCCCAGCAUGACAUUCACGACGCUGAAGCACACGGCAUUCUCACUCCACCUCCUAAGGACGCCAAUUGGUUCAAACGCACCAUUCACCAGGCCGUCCAGCUUCUGAAAUUCUACUACCGCGGUGUCAAACUCAUAUUCAGCCGACGGAGAGAAAUUGCUGCAAUCAAGGCCCGCAUAGCAGCUGGCGGUCCACCUCUCACAAGAUCGGAAUUCCGUCUUUUUGAGACCCAGAAGGAUGACAUUGCCAAAGUCGUCCCCUUCCUUGUCAUUGCACUCCUCCUUGAGGAAGUCAUUCCCCUCAUUGCCAUCUACGCUCCCUUCAUGCUGCCUUCUACGUGCAUCCUUCCUUCCCAACGCUUACGCAUAGAAGCCAAACGAGCCGAGAAAGCUCAAGCAUUCUCCUCUCAAUACUAUGGCCUCAUUUCCGAGCUCCGACGGAGAGAGCAACCCGCUGGAUUCAUUCCUUUGCGCGCCCUUCAUGCGAGCGGCGCCCCAACAGCCAUUUGCGGCCUUCUUGGACUUUCCACCAUCGGCUUCGAUGCCCUACGGAUACGACGUAUUCGCCGCCACCUGGAAUUUGUCACGAGGGACGACCAGCUCUUGUUGCAGGACAAUGCAAGUCACAGCCUGUCAAAUCGGCAGCUGACUGAGGCUCUGCAAGAGCGCGGCAUCAUAUCACGAGGUAUUACACACAGCGACCUGGAAGCCCGCCUUUCGUGGUGGCUAGAUGCCGUCAAGAACUCGAGCGUAGAGAUCAGUGACGAAGCCCUUGCCCGCCGUCUCGCCCUCGUCCUCUCUUCACGUUACACUUAG